Paramuricea clavata is the source of this 1307-nucleotide messenger RNA. Lineage: Eukaryota; Metazoa; Cnidaria; Anthozoa; Malacalcyonacea; Plexauridae. The record is from the annotation of a GenBank genome assembly.
AUGCUAACAGGGUCUAAAGGUUUUAGUAAACUUGAUUUAUCUCAUGCAUAUGCUCAGCUAAAUGUUGAUAAAGAGAGUCAAGAGUAUCUUACAAUAAACACACAUAAAGGGUUGUAUAGCUACACUAAGUUACCUUAUGGGGUUAAAUCUACACCUAAAAUAUUUCAGUCUAAAAUGGAUCAGAUUCUCCAAGGGAUAGAGAAAUGUGUAUGUAAGCAGGAUGACAUUCUUAUUGGUGGGAAUGACUGGAGAGAGAAUCUGAAAAUAUUAGGUGAGGUUUUAUAAAGAUUAUGUCGGCAUAAUGUACACUUAAAACAGUCAAAAUGUGAGUUUUUAAAACCAGAAGUUGUGUACCUAGGUCUUAAAAUUAAUGAAAAGGGCUUGCACCCGGUAGAGGAGAAAGUGGAUGCCGUUAGGAAGGCCCCUGUGCCAUCUAACGUCAGUGAGCUAAGAUCUUUCUUGGGUAUGGUACAAUAUUAUCAUUCAUUUCUUCCAAAUUUGGCAACAACCUUAGCACCUUUGCAUAAGCUUUUAAAAAAAGAUGUCCAGUGGAAGUCGACGUCCGAAUGUCAAAAAGCUUAUGAUGUUUGUAAACAAAGUCUUACUAGUGAUACCCUGUUAGUACACUACGAUUUAAAUAGGAAAUUAAGACUUUCUUGUGAUGCAUCAAGUUACGGACUUGAUGCCGUUCUGAGUCAUGUGAUGGACGAUGGUCAGGAAAGACCAAUUGCUUACGCAUCUCGCACACUUAGUCAAACUGAGAAAAAUUAUGCCCAAAUUGAGCGUGAGGCAUUGUCGAUAGUGUUCGGGGUAAAAAAUUUCACCAGUUUCUGUAUGGUCGAAAUUUUACAUUGAUCACAGAUCACAAACCACUAUUCGCAAUUUUGGGCCCUAGGUCUGCAAUUCCCACACUUGCUGCUGCAAGGAUGCAAAGGUGGGCAUUGGUACUCUCUGCCUAUGAUUAUAUGUGAUAGAAUACAAAUCAUCUGAAAAACAUGCUAAUUGUGAUGCACUCUCUAGGUUGCCACAUCAAAGUAGGUAGUGAGAGUGCAAUCUACCAGGUAAGUGCAAUCGAUGAUGAUUUUCCAAUUACUGCAAAAGAUAUUGGGAAGGCAACUAAAGUUGAUUCUGUUCUCUGUAAAGUAUAUUAUUAUGUCAUGUCAGGUUGGCCUGAGAAUUGUCAGGAUGAAAAUUUGAGACCAUAUCAUAACCGAAAGCUGGAAUUAUCCUGCGAACAAGAUUGCGUUCUGUGGGGCUCCAGAGUGGUUAUUCCACCAGUUUGUAGAGAGAAAAUGCAUGCUCAAUGA